UCACUGUGUGUUUCAAUGAUCCUAAAUAGUCAAAUCCAGCAAAUUGUGAUACCGCAGCAUCAAUCUAAAAGUGAACUUUUACUGAAUCAACAUCUACGGAUUAAGGUUGUGUUUUCCCUUGACGCCAUUGGGAGCCACCUGCCUCAGCUCUGACUCUCUGACCACCAUCUGAUCGGGAUGCGGAUGUGAAACCUGCGAUGGAGACCGGGGCUUGAUAUCUGGACCUGGAAACUGAUCAAAGAUGGACCGCCUGGUCGUUUGCGUUCUGCUGCUGUGUGCAGCUCUGGUGAAGGGAUACAGCUGCCCCGGCCGCUGUAUCUGUCAGCACCUCUCCCCCACUCUGACUCUGCUGUGUGCUAAGACGGGUCUGCUGUUCGUACCACCCUCCAUCGACCGCAGAACCGUAGAGCUGCGACUCACAGACAACUUCAUCACCGUCAUUCGCAGGAAGGACUUUUUCAACAUGACAAGUUUGGUCCACCUCACCUUGUCCCGGAACACCAUCAGCCAGAUCAUCCCCCACUCUUUUGUCGGCCUGCGAUCCCUACGGGCGCUCCACAUGGAUGGAAACCGCCUGAGUGCAAUAAAGACUGACCAAUUUAAAGGCCUCAUCAACCUGCGGCACCUCAUCCUUGGAAACAACCAGAUCGCCGAGGUGGCCCCUACCUCCUUUGAUGAGUUUGUUUCCACCAUAGAGGACUUGGAUCUUUCCAGUAACAACCUGCGCACCCUUCCCUGGGAAGCCAUAGCCAGAAUGACCAACAUUAACACACUCACACUGGACCACAACCUGAUUGACCACAUUGGAGCUGGCACUUUCACGUUGCUCACCAAACUGGUUCGCCUGGACAUGACCUCCAACAGGCUGCAGAAACUGCCACCAGACAGCUUAUUCCAGCAAGCAGAGGUCCUGGCUGACACCAGGGGCUCCGGCUUCUCUUCGCUGGCAGUGAGCUUCGGUGGAAACCCUCUUCACUGUAACUGUGAGCUGCUGUGGCUGCGCAGGCUGACAAGAGAGGAUGAUCUGGAGACCUGUGCCUCGCCAGACCACCUCAUGGACAAGUAUUUCUGGUCCAUCCAAGAAGAGGAGUUCAUCUGCGAGCCUCCGCUGAUCACCAAGCAUCUUUCCACGAAGCCUUAUGUGAUGGAAGGGCAGGGUGUGACUCUUAAAUGCAAAGCAGUGGGUGACCCAGACCCAGAUAUUCACUGGCGGUCACCAGAUGGCAAGCUGGUGCAUAAUAACUCCCGCACCAUCCUGUACGAUAAUGGAACCCUUGAUAUUCUCAUCACCACGCUGAAGGACAGCGGCACAUUUAAUUGCGUGGCGUCCAAUGCUGCAGGCAUCGCCACAGCUGCUGUUGAGAUCAACAUGAUCCCCUUACCCUUGUUUGUUAACAACACAGGCCACAUGCGCGAGGACCCCGGCCUCUCAGACAUCACCACCUCCUCUAAAUCUGGCAACGACACCAAAGGCUACGACAAGCAGGGCCGGAGGGUGAUGGUCUCCGAGCUGACCUCCUCCUCCGCUGUGAUCCGUUGGCCUUCUGAGCGCCAUAUCCCCGGCAUUAGGAUGUACCAGAUUCAGUACAACAGCACGGCAGAUGAUACUUUGGUGUACAGAAUGAUCCCGUCAACCAGCAAGAACUUCUUAAUCAAUGAUCUGGCCGCAGGACGAGAGUAUGACCUUUGUGUGCUGGUGGUUUACGACGACGGCAUCACAUCACUCACGGCCAUACGUGUGGUCGGCUGUGUGCAGUUCCAUACGGCCAGAGAGGUCAGCCAGUGCCGCUUCAUGCACAGCCAGUUUCUGGGAGGCACAAUGAUCAUCAUUAUUGGUGGUAUAAUUGUUGCGUCGGUGCUUGUCUUCAUUAUCAUCCUGAUGAUCCGUUACAAGGCCUACAGCGACCCAGAGGACAGCAAGACCAAGGUCAGUUCCAGCAUGCACUCGCAGACCAAUGGCAGCCAGCAGCGGCUCCAGCGCUCCGUCUCCAAGCAACCGUCUGACGAGGGCCAGCGUGAAGCUCGCGCGCCCAAAGAGGUCAUGGCGCUGGUGCUGAGGGUGGACAAUGAGAAGAAAGAGAAUCCAGCAGCCACCACUGUCGUCCUGGAGGUGGAGCUGCCGCCCAUGGCUGUCGACAAGACGCAGAGAAGAACCAGCCUGGAUGCACAGCGCUCUGGCCCCCCAUCUGAUGACACCCAGACGGACAGUAGCCUGACGGGCUCCACCAUGUCCCUGUGUCUCAUCGGCCCCAACGCUGGCUCCAAGGAGGCUCCCAGGCUCAAGGACAGGAAAAGUGCUCUGGCAAACAUGGGACUGCUUCCAAAUGAGCUGGCACGAACUCGGCACAGAUUCUCAUUUGACGGAGGAGAUUACUCCAUUUUUCAGAGUCAUAGUUACCCACGCAGAGCGAGGACGAGGUGGCACAAGUCCACCAACCAGCUCAACACGGAGUCAUCGCCGCUCGCCAACAGGAGAGUUACGUUCAGCAGCACUGAGUGGAUGCUUGAGAGCACAGUCUGAGGAAAGCAGCGGAGCGAGGGAAAAACAAAAUCACACAUGUUAAAACACAAAUAUCUCUCUCCAUGCCAUAUAGCACACACAUUGUUCCUGCACACAGCAAAUGACGAACACAAACACAUGUACUUACACAUGCCAAACUUUUUGUGAGUUGCUGGAGAAGAUCACAAUCUCCCUGUGUCCUGCCUCCCCAUCAUACUCCCAGAGAGGUUUGUUGGCCAUGUCGUUUCUUCAUGCAGCGGUGCCUUACUCUGAAAAAUGUACGAAUGGAGGAUGCUGCUCACUGGAGUCAUAAACCGUCCCAUUGCCUCCCUCCCUGAUGACGGGAGGCGUUUCUUUGGAUUUUCAUUUUUUCUGUGACAUGCCAAGGGGAGUGUGUCGUUUGGAUGUGACUGUUUAAUUGUUUCACCGACAAAAAAAGAGAAGAAAAAAAACCUCGUUAAAAACUGUAAAGUGAACAGCCAGGUAUCCUGUAUAUGUCAAUCAUGUUUUGGGUUCUUUCAACAACAAAAAAACUUUUGCACAGAAGACACGAAAUACAAAGACAAGUAACACCACCAGUCUAUAUAAUAAUGAUAAUUUAAAAAAGAACAGGUUUUUACAGAUGCCGAUUUCUAAUGUUAGCGAAGAGAGGAUGGACCUGGAAACCAACCGUUGAUUCCUCUAUAACGGUCGGACUGUAUGCUGUUAAAUAGGUAUUGUUCCAGAUGUGGCUGUAUAUUAAUCAGUACUGUAUCUGGCUGGCCUAGAUAAAAAUACAACAAACAAAAAAGACGUAUAUAAAUAUAUUAAAACAUUGGUGUAUGUGUACUAACUAUGUAAGUAAGUAAGUCAUAUGUCACAUGACUUUUUACAAAGCAUUUGGGUGUUGGCUGCAAGUUUUUACAUUAAAAACCUGUGUCAUGACACCGCUCCCUAUUUAGUAUGUCAAAGUUUGGACCAUUUAUCCCCUCACGAAGGGUAUUAAAUUUUUUGUGUGGGUUAAUUGUAUCAGUUUGUUCUUUUGCUUCAGGAGCAGUAGUGUGUGUCCGCCGCCGGAAGGGACACACACACAUUGUGAUGAUGAAUAUUUGAUUCCUGAGUACUAUUUAUAAGGCCUCUGUGAAAGCUGCACAACAACCGGGGAAGUGGGGUGUGAAACGACGAGGGACAUGGUAACUGAGCAUGAAGAAAUGCAGCCAGUUGUUCUUCAUAAGGGUGGAAGAUCAGUUGCAUCCCACUAGAGGGAGACGAGGCUCUGUAAAGUUACCAAUGACUUGCAGACUGCAGGGAAGACAAUAUAAUAAUCGUUAUUAGCAGAAAGCCUGAGUAGCAUCCUGCUUUGAGAUUCAGUUUUCUCUUACUUUGGACAAAGCUUAGAUCUUGAAACACGAAAACCUCACCCAUUUAGCACAUAUAAGCAGGACUGGAUCCACAGUCAUUUCAUGGCGCUAUUGUGAUGAUGCAGUUGCAAGCAGAGAUAAGGACAACGUUAUUAAUGUGUUUGUCAAUAUGUGUAACUCCUUUUGUGAAGCGUCUGUAUCUGGUGUAUAAACAGAUAAUGGAUGAUUAAUACCACCAAGCUAUAAUCACUUUUCAUGUUAAGUAAUAAUAACACACGUGCACAAAUACUCAGUGCUUCAGAAAACUACUGAUUUAUACACAUGACAAAGAUUUCCUCAACAACAGGAUAAAACCAGUUUAUGAAGAUGUUCGAAGCGCUUUCAACUGCCUCUCAUGGAGCGUUUGUCCGGUUGCCAUGGAGAGUGAAGAAGACAUGAAGAGAUAAAUACAGCAAUGAAAACAAAUUGUAUAUAUAUAUAUAUAUGGACAUUUUUGUAUUAUUAAAACUGUGUUUUAUAUUAAAUCAUUCCUUGUUCAUAAGCCAGUGACAAAUGCAUCGUAAAAGGAGUCGUAGUUGACUCAAACAAAUUGAAGUGUACUUAUAUCUGCUUACAACUAAAUUAUCAUGUUAUAAACCACUUGAUAUGUGUUAAACUGCACAUAAGGCAGGGGGUGAAAUAAGAAGUAACAGUGGUAAAAGAUAAGAUCACAGUGUGUGAGCGUUAUUUGUUUGCUGUCAGCUUCUCCCCCUGAUUACAGCUACUUAGCACAGGCUGAGAGGAAACGUAGCUGCGUGGGCCUCAAAGAUAAAAUAUGUAGCAGCGAGAUAAGCCACACUGGAGGUUUUCAAUCCCCUCGAGUCUCCCAUUUGCAUCCUCAGUGACGGAGAGGGUUGAUUCGAAGAACUUUGUGAUCCUUUCCUUUUUCGUCAUCGUUCUGAACACAUUUUCUGUCAAAAAAAACCGGUGGCCAUUUCGAGUCUGACAUCUUGUUUCCCAGCUGGAAGACUUAAAUGUAGGGUUUCUAUUCUCAGCUGUCAAUUUGUGGUGGGCACAUCGUCCGUCUUCUCAUUAACUACUGAUGUGAAAGUGUUUAUUUCUAUUCCUAUGUGUAAUCAUUAUUCAACACCAAAUCCGCUUAUGUGGGAGGAGGCUGAGACUUCACCCAGUCUUUAAAAUUGGUCAGGGCAGCCAAGCUAGCAAACACUGGGGGUGUGGCAAAGCGUGUUAUGUCUCAUCAGCAGUUAUGACUUUAAAAGUUACUGCAAAAAAAAGUGCCUCGACUUGGUGAGCGUUGCUUUCACACAAGAUCUCAUUUGAUCUUUAAUGCAUAGUAGUGCGUGUUUGAAAUGUCCAAUCUGAACAGGGUUUUGUAGGUGUAACGUUUAAAGUCCUCCGUGCUCACCAUGCUCGAUAAAUUCAUGCCAUAUAUCAUAUUCCAACUGCUCAAAUGUUAUCCUUGUUUUCUGAUGAGCAUGUGUGCUUCAUCAUUGAAUCCAAGCUGCAAUGUUUCAAUUCCAAUUGGAUCCAUUUGAUGUUGGUUUCCCAGUAAGUAGCCUUGAACCUUUACAUAACUUAAAUAAGAAAUUUACCAUUUCUGGAUUAAAAAAACGGAAACACUUUACUCAGAGUUUCUGUGGAGAGAAAUGUGUUUCAAUUCAAAGAUUGAUGUUGGCUUUGGUUUAUAUUCUAACAUUGUCCUGCUGCGGUGAAGCCACUAACGACAGUCGGAGCCUGCAGCCCUUCUCCUCCUCCCAAUAUGUUAAACUGAUCUACUGACCAAAUAGCACUGCAUCCAUAUAAAAGCAUCCCGCGGGUUCACCAGAGGAAUGCGUUUAGUGUCAAGCAGCAACAGCAGGAACGAUUUCAUUUGCAUCAGCAGUAACUUAAAAGAGCUCCUAUGUAUGAAAGUGGUCAGUAAACAGCAGACUAAGGGGGAUACGGAAAGUACGGACAGAAGAACUACACUUUAAACCACAAAUAUUCAGCUAUAGAAGCCACAAUACUUCUGAGAGCUGAGCUCAGAGCCGUCUCUUGUCUCCAGUGCAGGACACAGUGGAGCUGUUGAGGACACAAUGUGUAUCAUGUUACACAUCAUAGUUAACAUGUUAGCAUUCUAACAAGUCAAAGGCUCGACAAAGUCAACACAGUUCAUCCCGAGGGCAAAAUGAAUGUCUGGCCCCUUUUUCAUGACUGUCCAUUCAAUAACCAUUGAAACGUUUCAAAACCACACACCGACCUUGUGGUCAUUAGGAUGCAUCCUCUGGGAACCACGAAUGUCAGUACACAUUGUUAUCUACGUUUCCUGGGACCCUCUUGACGCCACGAGGAGAACUUUCAAAGAUUGUAUCUUUUCCAAAAUGUUUUUUUUUUUUGGUUAAAUGUUACAAUGUAUGUUUCCCUGGGUCAAUAUGUUGGAAUCACCCACUUAUAACUCGCAGCAUUCGGAUGUUAUUCUCCUUAAUAUGCCCUCACAUUUGUGGUUAAGACGGCCUUCUUGAUUUUGGUAUCCAUAUCUCCACAGCGGAUGAAUUUUCUAUUCAAACUGCAUUUUAAUCGUUUGUUCUUGUGAAAUUUGAAAGAUAGCCAUUAGCAAUCUCUUACAAACUGUCACAAAUAGUGGAAACGACACCAUUACUUUUGCCAAGUACAUUAGUUUCAAAGACUUGCAGUAACAGACAUUAGAAACUUAAGAAUGCACCCUGUAUGCAUAAAUGUUUAUCAUUAUUUGUAAUGUAGCAAGAACAUAAAUGCUUUUUAUUGGGA
Molecule: messenger RNA, 6606 nt
Organism: Pseudoliparis swirei
Lineage: Eukaryota; Metazoa; Chordata; Actinopteri; Perciformes; Liparidae
Gene: lrfn1
Product: leucine rich repeat and fibronectin type III domain containing 1
Exons: 4
Coding region: 242-2521 (759 amino acids)
Molecular function (GO): protein binding
Source: RefSeq, a predicted model, not a curated record